Molecule: messenger RNA, 1284 nt
Organism: Glarea lozoyensis ATCC 20868
Lineage: Eukaryota; Fungi; Ascomycota; Leotiomycetes; Helotiales; Helotiaceae
Exons: 2
Coding region: 1-1284 (427 amino acids)
Source: RefSeq, a predicted model, not a curated record
AUGGCCCCCUUCAUCAACAUGAGCUCGUCCUUUGACACUCUUGCCUCGUAUGUAACUGACGACGAACUACAAUCUGAGGAGCUUUUGAAUCGAGUCACAAAUUCAGAGUCGAAUGAGUUUCUCCAAGAAAUGCGACAACCUGCUAUGAAGGUCGCAGAAAACUCAAGAACCAAGAAGAGUACCGGUACUCCAUUGAAGCAAACCAAGCCAUCGCCUUUCUCUCUCUCAACAUCCGAAGAUUUCACGUUUCCCGAAUCCAACAUGAGUAUCCGAGUGACCGGUCCCAAUGGGACAGUUAUCCACGGAAGAGUCUGUUCUCAAGUCAUGUCUCUGUUCAGUCCAGUCUGGAGACAGCUUGUUCAGAACAUAUCAGAUAAUUACUCUAAAACACAGAGAAAUUUACGAGUAGGAAACGAGUUAUUCCAAUUGGACGACGCAGUUAAUCACCACGAAGGUGGCUGCCUCGACUUCACUGCCGACAAUCAUGUCGCCCUUCAAAUCCUUCUCAAUAUUGCUCACCUAAACACUCGCGCUGUAGCACGGAGAGAACUCGAAUACAAGGACCUCUUGAAUAUGGCUGAACUGAUUCACAAAUACGAUUGUCUUUCUCGAGUGGAGAUUUUUCACAAAGGUUGGCUUGCAGGUCAAGAAUUUCAAGCUUAUCGGGAUGGAAUGGAAAACUGGCUUUUCAUCGCCUGGGUAUUUGGCCGAAGACAAGUUUUCGAAGAUCUUGCCGAAAAAUUGGUAAUGGAAAUCAGUAUUAGCUGUUUAGGGACACCAGUGACUGCCACAGGAUCACCGCUCAAAGGAUCAUUCCCGGAUGGCAUUAUUGAAAGCAUUCUCCAAGUUCGUUUAUACACCAUUCAACGACUGCUAGAUAUCUGGUAUGGCUACAUUGGCGAACUUUUGAAGGGCGACUCAAUCCUUUGCAAGCAUGGCGAGGCAAUGUGCGAUAAUCUUGCUCAUGGUUCGCUUUCCAAGGCAAUGAGCAAUUUCGACCUCUACCCGGUAAAGAUAGCCUCUGAAAUCAGCAUUAGCAUAAACGAAUUACGAGAGAACUUGGUAACCAUUCGGGUGAAUGUGCUUCCCAGCCAUAGUUUACUCUUCGACCACUCGAAAUGUCACUGGGUCCAGAUUGAGAAGAUGAUAGAGGUGGUGAUUCUGGAUACCCCAAACCCGACGUUGGAAGUACAUCGUCAACAAAUGAAUGGUGCUUUGAUCGCACUAACUGGUACCGACGCCGAAUAUUUUGAGGAGGAGGAGCAGGAUGAAUUCGAGUAUUGA